Messenger RNA from Tachysurus fulvidraco (yellow catfish), 1309 nucleotides. RefSeq lists its product as uncharacterized. The transcript is spliced from 3 exons. NCBI's taxonomy places the organism in Eukaryota, Metazoa, Chordata, Actinopteri, Siluriformes, Bagridae. The coding region runs from base 149 to 1309 and encodes 386 amino acids. The record is from RefSeq and is a predicted model, not a curated record.
UGUUUUUCUGAAUUAGAGAUCCCUCAAAAUCCUGCGAGAAGCUCUCACCUGCACGAAGUAACGUCAGGCCACAGUUGCUGAUGCUAAUCAGCCUGACCCUCCAACAACAACAGUGCCAGGCCUACAUGGGUUCAGUGCAGGGCCAGCUAUGGCUACGUCUUCAAAUACCCCUCUCCCACAAGAUGAUGGUCUGUGGAUGUUUCUUCAGAGCCGAGGGAUUCCUGAGAAAAAUAUUCAGAAAAUGCAGCAAGAUCAUAUUGACAGCUCGGUAGUUGGAGAAAUAGAUGAUGCCACUAUGACUGCUUACAUUCCAGCAUAUGGUGAUAGGAUUGCUACAAGGCGUUUCUGUAUGGAAAAACAGAGAAAGGGUGGUGAUGAUCUAAAAAGACAGUCCUUAUUUGAAAAACUUAGAAGAAAGUUGGGCACAUUGACAAGCAAUAAAGACACAGAUCAAGAUUUUGAGGAGAAGCAUUCUAUGCAGCCAACAAAGAUACAUCUGAGAAAUAACAAAAGGGCCGUGAAGAUGACAAGGAAAAUAGAACUAGGAUGGAUACACGACAAGAAACAAGUGAGAAAACGCAAUGGUGGAGGAACCAGAGUUCUUGAUAUUUCCAAGAAAGCCACAAAAACAGAGAUUCUAUCACAAGCUAAAAAGCUAUUUUUCCCCAAUGAGAAAUCGAGAAAGGGAAAGUGGGAAGAGUUUAGUCACAAUAUUGUUGACUUUCAGGAAGCAUACCUUGAUGAGGGUGUUAGUGUGGGAGAGCUCUAUGAGACACAUAAAUUGGGGAUUUUAAGAUUUUACUUGUUCACAGAGCACCAGACAAAUGAAGAUGAAGUGUUCACAGAGAUGACAGAAGGAACUGAUGAACAUCCAGAUGCAGUGAGGCAAAAUGAGCGACAGAAAAACACAACAGAAGAUAAUGAGCAGCUGACACAAAAAACACAUGACAGUGAACAGCAGACACAUACUGUAGAAGAUGUUGUCUCUACUGCUGUAGAGAUUGUUGAUCUUACAUCUUUGUGUGAUACAUCAGAGGUCAUUUUUGGCCCUUUGCAAGGUGGACCAUUUUUAGAAGAUCUUGAUGACACAAUCUUACAUGAGCCUAUAGAAGAGGCACAGAUACACAUCAACACCUACAGUUCAACUCCUGUCCAUUCUGACACAGUGCCUGCUGGCCCCUUAAGUCCUACUUAUGAACCUUUGCAUGUGACGGUGAAACUCCACAGAGUCAAUCUCUUGGAGGAACUGAUUACCCAAUUCAAGGAUGAAGUGAUUGUCCUACUCUGUGAAAUACAGCUUCAUUCAUGA